UAAACGAGAGGCACGCAAUAUGGCUAUGAUGAGGUUUCUAUCUGUCAAAUGAAAGUAUUUUUAAUGCUCAGGUGACUGUAGGUAUAUUGCAAGUCGUAAGCUGUUAUAAGGAUGUUUGACGUUUAAUUGAUUUACAACUAAACAUGCGAGAUGCAUCGUCGGUAUAUGACACAUGCGAUCGAACGUGAUGUAUUUCGAUAUAAACUAGGUUAUGUUCUGGGACUGGACGAAUAAAGCGACGGAGCUUUGCUGCAGGUUUACAGAGAGAUAUUUCUCGAGAAUACGUGAGUCUAGAUUUUGCCGAAAAUUAUGACUCGAUCUUCUAUAUCGGCGCAAUACGACUUAGUCGCGUCGUAUAUGGAUGGAGUUCACGUUAAGAUCGCAGAGGCCUACAAACCGCCGAGGAAAAUCGGUCUACCCGCGGCGUACAACAAUAGAUUAUCAGACGUGUCGAAAGUGAUGUACGACUUUAGUUUGGAGAGAUCGGUGCUCGAUAAGAUGACUGAAUGGCGCAAAGCCAGACAAGCAACCAGCAAAGCACGCCAAGCUCGUUUGGAAGAAAAGAAAAAGAAGGAAAUAGAGGAGACACCUCCUUCACCACCACCUAUGCCAACAGACUAUGUGAAACAACUGCCUAUCAAUACAGCACCUGCUCCAGAAACGACAAUACUCAUGCCUCAACCUUUGUCUCCACCAGCAAACGAUCUUCAGGAUCAUGUGAAGACAAAUGGUCUGGACUUUGCUGACUUUGAUAAUGACACAAGUAGCCCCUUUGACAAUAUGGAAUUGAAGACUAUUAAUGAUAUGGAGGAAUUGGCACAGGUUUUACAACCUAGAUCGCAGUGGGUGCCAGCUGGGAAAUUGGAAAACAUCAUAAACGAAUUAACGAUCGACGAUACCGCCGAGAUUCAUAAUGAGGAAAAAGCCGACGAUACGAAAAAUCAAACGGACGAUCACAUCGAAACGGAUCAAUCGCAGCACCACAAUGUUGAGAACCACCGCAGUGUUUCAGCAAUAGUACAGGAACUUCAGAAAGAAUUGGAAAGGCCUAUUAUGGAGAGUUGGAAACCAUGGCCCGAUUUAGAGAGUCCAGGUACUGACGCAUGUGGAACUCUGAAGCAUGACGACACAAUCCCGACGUCUAAUCACACGAAACCGAUGCACCCGUUGUCGGAUUUGACAGAAGAGGAUCAAAAAUUGGCCAGGCACUUAAGCGACAUGGGUUUCCCUUUAUCGAGAGCGGCGCGCGCGAUACGGGACUUAGGUGGAGAAGACAACAAAAAGAUCGUGGAGUAUCUGUUGGCCGUCCAAUCUUUAGAAGAAAGCGGUAUUUCGGGUGACGAUGCCGAGAAAGCAUUGGCGCUCACACAGUACGAUCAAAAUAAAGCGAGGAUCUACUACGAGAGCCUAUGCACGCUGAGGGAUCUAGGAUUCCCCGAGGACGAAGCCUCAGUGGCAUUACUCAAGUGCAAUAUCGAUCGUGAUAGGGCGUUGGAUCUUCUGAUCGCUUAAGCAAAUCGUUGUUAAUAUCCGUAAAAUACGAUAGGCUGCGAAAUAUUUUCUUGUAAUUUGAUUUUACGCGGAAAUGGAGUUAUUGCGAAAGAAAUUAAAGUUUUUAUAUCGCGUGAAAAAUAUCGCGUUAAAUCGCAACGUAUAUUUUAAUAAAAAAAAGAUGGUAUUCAGCUACUAGUCUUGAACAAUGAUAUCUGUGAAAGCUACGUUUGCAGUGCUGUUCUCUGAUAAUUUAACUCAAUAAUCUGUCAUUGCGUUAUAGAAUCUGAAUUCUUACUGGGCAUUAUCAAAUGGAAGUCAUUACCAAUAAGCCAGAAUAAAUUAAAUAAAAUAGAUAGUUUAGUUUAUGAAGCUGAGAAGGUUUUAAUGACGUACACAACGAUCUUUUAUUUUCCUAUUAUCUCUUAUAUACACAGAAAUAUUUUAAUUAAGCAUUUAACAAAGAGAGUUCAUCAAUUGAUAGGAUACCAAUGAAGUUUGUUAAACGUGCUCGAAUGCGUAGCGAAUGCAGAGGCACAGCUGCAAGAGAAAUUAAAGGAGAGACUUAUAAAUUCAUAUAAACUCAGGUACUACAAUUACAUCCACCUUACCUUUUACUGCAACAUAGAGCUAUCGUUAUCAUGGACUUCACGUGAUGGCUAAUACCGAUAAUGAUCCAUGCUUCUGUGAAUAUAGGUUGCUGACAGUGUGAAUUUACGCAGACGCUGACGGGUCCGUUCGUUAAUAAAUUGUACAAAGUACAGUUCAUAGUAGACAACAUGAAGUCUAGCUUAGUAUCCUUAGGGAGCGGACUAUAGAGUAUCGUUACACUCAAGGGAGAUGUGAAAACAUCGAGCGUAUGCUUAUACCUAAAACGUAUUUGUGUUAGAAUUACAAGAUACUUAUUUCUACUUUGGAAUAAGAAAGGCCAAAGUCAGAAAUUAAUAAUUUGACAUUACGAGAAUCACAAUGUUCCUUUGUGAAUUGUUAUGAAUAUUUCAUAUUCACAAGAGAGGAUGCUGCUGACGCGCGCAUUAAUGAUUCUUCUUCCAGCCAAAGUUGCCGAUGUGAUUAAGCCAAAUCAUAUUUUCUCGACGUUGGCCAUUCUAUGUUCAUUCAGUACAAUCAUAAUUUUAUAGAAGAAAGCGAGAAUAUUCCUGUUCCUUAUAUAAGCCUUUUCGAUUACCUCUCAGUAUAAAUUUUUCUCAGUGCUAAUUCCCACAGGGAACAAGUCACAUUCUUGUGAAACUCGUGAAUUUUCAAAAGCUGCCGUGGUAAUUCGAUUAUAACAUCAGUGUCAUUUUCGUACAGUCCUUUCAUUUCAAUGUACAGCUUUAUAUUUGUGCUUAACACAUUAGUAUCGUAGUGCGUUUUGAAACAUCUGUGAUUGUAUACAUAGAUUGUAUAAUAAUGUAAAAUCUACUUUAUAUACAUGCUACUUCACGAAGCAAGAUAA
Molecule: messenger RNA, 2947 nt
Organism: Odontomachus brunneus
Lineage: Eukaryota; Metazoa; Arthropoda; Insecta; Hymenoptera; Formicidae
Product: ubiquitin-associated protein 1
Exons: 4
Coding region: 310-1512 (400 amino acids)
Biological process (GO): ubiquitin-dependent protein catabolic process via the multivesicular body sorting pathway
Cellular component (GO): ESCRT I complex
Molecular function (GO): ubiquitin binding
Source: RefSeq, a predicted model, not a curated record